AAUUAGAAAGAAUACUGAGGAGGGAGAUAAACUACUGAGGAAGCAGGCAGAUCAGCAACUGUAUAUGAAACUAAAGAGGACCUGUGAAAUCCUUCAUUAAGAAGCUCUACAAGGGAAGAAAGGAUGUCCCCAGUCUAAUCCUGGCUCAUUAGGAGGAACAUGUCAUUUCAUUCUGGAUGAAGCAGCGGGUCCCAGAGCCUAGUUUGUCUUCAUAAGCGCAUUAAGAAUUGAUUGAAAAAUGGACAAUGGUUUGCUCGUCGACCGCUGUGGCUCUAAUGCCGCCAUAAAGAUCUCAGGAGCAUACGGGGGACAAGAGAUGUAUCCUGGAUGGCAGCCAAGUCCUAUGUAAAUUGUGUGCAGUGAUAUGGCAAAUGUCACAGAGGAGAGUGUGGACAGCAACUUUACAAACUGUACAAUUGACCACACUAUACACCAGACUCUGUUCCCGGUGGUGUACGUUGUUGUACUUAGUAUUGGUCUUCCAGCAAACUGCUUCUCUUUGUACUACGGCUAUUUACAAGUCAAGGCCAAGAACGAGCUUGGCAUAUACCUGUGCAAUUUAACAGUGGCUGACCUGCUUUAUAUUUUCUCUCUGCCAUUUUGGCUUCAGUAUGUUCUACAGCAUGACAACUGGACUUACAAUGAAGUCAUGUGCAGGAUCUGUGGUGUACUCCUUUAUGAGAACAUCUACAUUAGCAUUGGAUUUCUUUGUUGUAUCUCCAUUGACCGGUACCUUGCCCUGGUCCACCCUUUCAGGUUCCUUCAACUGAGGACAAUGAAGGCUGCUCUUGUGGUUAGUUCGAUAAUUUGGCUCAAGGAAAUAAUGACCAGCUACUUUUUCUUCACCCACGGAGAAUUCAGUAAGGACCCGGAUAGCCACGUUGUGUGCUUUGAACAUUAUCCCAUGAAAGAAUGGGAACACAGUAUCAAUUACUAUCGAUUCUUUGCUGGGUUUCUUCUCCCCAUUUUCCUACUGCUAUUUUCUUACUGUCACAUUUUCAAAGUGGUUCGAGAGAGCCAAGGAACACAAACAAAGAAAAAAAUUCAAAUCAAACAUUUAGUUCUUAGCACUGUUCUCAUAUUCAUGGUCUGCUUUGGUCCAUAUCACAUACUGGUGGUUAUUCGAAGCUUGUUUGAGAAAGACUGUGUAUUUGCUGCAAGGAUUUUUAAUGUCUACCAUUUCUCCCUGCUUCUCACAAGCCUUAACUGUGUGGCCGACCCAGCAUUGUAUUGUUUCGCCAGUGAGAACACUUACAAAGACUUUAUGAAGUUUAAAGAAUCUUGCUUAGCAUUUUUAAGAUGUCAAAAGGUAACAAACCGAUCCUAUGAGUUAAAGCGUGUGGAAACAAACAGUGAAGAGAAUUGCAAAGCAAAGAAUAUGACUGGCAGGGAUGAGACAUCUUUAACAUCUGCGCUCUGUGACCACAAGGUAUCUGUUAUUGAAUCAACAGGAAAUGGAACUGAUUAAUAUCCAAAUCUAUAUCCCUGUCAAAAAGAACUCUGGGAGUUUUAUUGCA
Messenger RNA from Pelobates fuscus (common spadefoot toad), 1517 nucleotides. It is a transcript of the gene GPR68, whose product is annotated as G protein-coupled receptor 68. Gene Ontology annotation, molecular function: G protein-coupled receptor activity. Gene Ontology annotation, cellular component: membrane. The transcript is spliced from 4 exons. Gene Ontology annotation, biological process: G protein-coupled receptor signaling pathway; cellular response to pH. The record is from RefSeq and is a predicted model, not a curated record. Lineage: Eukaryota; Metazoa; Chordata; Amphibia; Anura; Pelobatidae. The coding region runs from base 365 to 1468 and encodes 367 amino acids.